AAAUAAAAUGCUAGUAUCACUUAGUUCGGAUCGCUUUCUGUGGACUGGAUCGCGGACUGUCAUUGCGCAAGUGCAGCGCAGACAUGAAUCUCUGCAUGCUCCCGAGUGUUGCGUAGUUACGUGUUUCCGGAAGACGUGGCGAUCGCUAAAGUAAUAACGGUGCGGCGUUUCGCCUUGAUUCAUGCUCACACGGAAGCAAGUUCAGAGACCGCAAAAAUGAUCUCCUUAACAGACUCGCAGAAAAUUGGGAUGGGAUUAACCGGUUUCGGCGUGUUUUUCCUUUUCUUUGGGAUGAUCCUGUUCUUCGAUAAAGCUCUUCUCGCCAUAGGAAAUAUCUUGUUUGUUGCAGGCUUGUCCUUUGUUAUUGGAUUGGAGCGCACUUUCAGAUUCUUCUUUCAGCGGCACAAAGUAAAAGCUACAAGUUUCUUUCUGGGAGGAGUAUUUGUGGUGUUGAUCGGAUGGCCGAUCAUUGGCGUGGUGUUGGAGAUUUAUGGCUUCUUCCUCCUUUUCAGGGGCUUCUUCCCAGUGGCAGUGGGCUUCAUCAGAAGAAUACCCAUUCUCGGGUCACUGCUUAAUCUCCCUGGUAUCAGUGGGGUAAGUGUGAUGAUUUUAAACAUUAGUACUGCAUUGGAGUUUCAGACAGAUAUCUAUGCUUUCUUAAAUAAAAAUAGAAAUUUCAGUAUGCUUUACACCUCUGGCUACACUUUGGGAUUUUGUUUGCCCUUUAUAGUCCUAAUUAUCACACUGUAUGAAAUAAUCUAUGCUCUAUUAGUCCACAUAAAGUUAUAUUUAUAUAACACGGACCUGUUACUUAUGGAUGUUUGAAUGCAGGACACAGCCUUUAAUAAUAAUUAAAAAAAAAAAAAACUAGAACUAUAUAACAGUAAAGCCAAAAGAUCACAUAACAAAGUACAGAGACUCUGCUGGAUUAUGUGCAGUAACAGUCCCAAGGAAUAAAAUGUAUCAAGUAAAAUACUGAAUCUUAUUUUGAGAUAUCAUGUCUCCACUGUGUAUAUCCUGCUUAACAAAAAGGCACUAAUGAAUGUGCUACAAUAGUGGCGUAAAUGUCAGUAUCGCCAGCUUGUGUGCUCAGACUACACUGCAGCUGCUAUCAGCUCCUUCUAUGUUUUUUAUCUUUAAAAAAAGCUGCUUUGUGAAAUGAAUGUCGGUUUGUUCUUACAUUAAUUACCAGAGCAGAGAGAAAUGAAUGAUCAUUCUCGCAGACCUGCAUUAUUUUGCAAUAACGUACCGUAUCGCUGUCAGCACAGAUCCUUUUGCUGACAAUAUCCAUAGUCACUGGUCAUUGACUCCUUUUUGUUAAACCGUGACGUCCCACUGUUGGUCUCCAGUUGCUUUGUACCAGCUUGUUUUGUAGUUUGCUAAAAUUCACCCACGCAGAAAUCUCCUUCUGUGAAAGCUUCAGAAGACCAGGCUUCACAUACUGACAGGUGUGGCGCAUGUAGCAGGUCAAUAAAACAAAUCCUAAUUGAAUAUAAUUAGUGACGAUUCAUGAUAACAGUAUUCUGAUCAGCUUAAUAAUUACCAUGAAUAUAAAGAAUCUCUCACUAAUCGAAUAGUCAUCUAAUCAGUUAGUUGAUCAUCGUAAGUCAAAUCUGAUGCAUUUCAAAGUCCUCUGCUUUUAUUGAUUGUCUUAAAAAUAUCACACACAUUAUAUACGUAACAAAUGAAGAUAAAUAAUGACUUUGUAUGUUUGUUUGUUU
Molecule: messenger RNA, 1721 nt
Organism: Ictalurus furcatus (blue catfish)
Lineage: Eukaryota; Metazoa; Chordata; Actinopteri; Siluriformes; Ictaluridae
Gene: golt1bb
Product: golgi transport 1Bb
Exons: 4
Coding region: 217-825 (202 amino acids)
Biological process (GO): retrograde transport, endosome to Golgi; endoplasmic reticulum to Golgi vesicle-mediated transport
Cellular component (GO): endoplasmic reticulum; membrane
Source: RefSeq, a predicted model, not a curated record